AUGGCGUACCCCGACGUGGACUACCUGACACUCCGAAGCCGACAGAACUUGUCUUGGAGCUCAAGGCAACUCGAACAAGGGAUCCAGGCGGCCCAAAAGGAAGAUUAUACUACCGCUCGCCAUCAUUAUCAGCAAGGUCUUGAUCUAGUCCCGCGCCACGCCGACUUGUUGGUCGCCUACGGGUCGCUGGAAGCCAAUCAGGGAAAAUGGGACCGGGCCCAACAGCUGCUCCAGCAAGCGCUGGAGGUGGAUGCUACGCACGUCAACGCGCGACGCUACUUGGAAGAAAUCCGACAGGCGGUGGCUUUACGGCAACGGCGUUCGGGGUUGGCCGACAAAUCCGCCGUGGCGUUGCGGGACGCUUCACUGGAACAGCAAAUGAUGCAGACCGCGACGACGAUCCAACGACAUCUCCCUGUCACUAUCGGAUUCAACUUCAUCUUCGGCGCGACGGAAGAAAAGAAGACAAAGGCACAAAGAAAGACGGCGGAAGGAAAAGCAGACGGUCCACUCAAGCACGGACGAUGA
Molecule: messenger RNA, 528 nt
Organism: Phaeodactylum tricornutum CCAP 1055/1
Lineage: Eukaryota; Bacillariophyta; Bacillariophyceae; Surirellales; Neidiaceae
Exons: 2
Coding region: 1-528 (175 amino acids)
Molecular function (GO): protein binding
Source: RefSeq, a predicted model, not a curated record